Messenger RNA from Rhopalosiphum padi (bird cherry-oat aphid), 851 nucleotides. RefSeq lists its product as uncharacterized. NCBI's taxonomy places the organism in Eukaryota, Metazoa, Arthropoda, Insecta, Hemiptera, Aphididae. The record is from RefSeq and is a predicted model, not a curated record. The transcript is spliced from 16 exons. Bases 59 to 772 code for a protein of 237 amino acids.
UUCCUGUACGUUAUUCAACGCAGUCAAUAAUAUUAUUUGAUACUAGUGAUAUACAGACAUGGUUAACUAUACAUUAAUGUCAGUAUUUUUGUUAUCGUUUUAUUUUAUUGGUUUAGGUUCUGCUGAAACAGAAUUUGAAAAAAUUUAUACCGAAUGCGUAGAUGAUAUGAAGAAAGAAAAUUUGAUGUAUUUUAAUCCAGAUUGUAAUACUAAUUUAAAUGUAGCAAACUUGACUAAUUUAAUUAAUACUGCAAAUAAUAGGAUUGUCAUGAAUAGGCUUAGCUCAGGUUAUGCAUAUAUAUUUAUAAAGAAUCACAGUGCUAAAAAUUUAAAACCUCGUUUUAAAAAUCCGUACUCUUUCUGUUUGGCUCUAAAGUCAUAUAGACAACCGUAUAUACUCGUAAUAAGUGAAAUUACACUUCUUCCAAGAGCAACACUUAGAAACAUACGCGAAGAGUGUCUUUGUGAUAUGGUCAGCCAUGGGUUGGCGACCCAUGUUAACACCGAAUGCGUAGGUAAUAUGGACAGCCAUGGGUUGGCGACCGACGAUGAUGAGUCCGAUCAUUGGGGGUCGUAUUCUGAUGCAAAUAAUUUGAAUGCAGUUAUUCAACAAUUAAAUAGCAACGUGCAGUCAUUAAAUAAAAGUUAUGCAUAUACAUUUAUAAGUUCGUACUAUGGGAAUACAUUAAAAGAUGAUUGUAAAGUUCCAACAACGUUUUGUCAGGCAUUAUCCGAACAAGUAGAUCCGUUUACAAAUACGGAUUUUAUAUAAUUUAAAGAUGUUUAUUUAAUUCCAUUAUAAUUAAUAUUAUAAUUUUUACGAAAUAUAUUAAAUAUUCUUAUUACCUUAA